AGUUUACCAGUAUCUGUAGUUCAAGUACGACGCAAUGUGGCGGAGAUUUGGAAUCUUUACAGGCGUUUGUGUUUUAUCCGAAAUAGUUUUUCAGUUUUAUAAGUAUCGCUAUAACAGAAGUAUUACCAAAGAAAAAGAAAAGAGCACAGAAGUUUUGUUCUUUCCUGAUAAAAAAGUUGCUUGCAUCAAACAUUUUACCAGCGAAUGUGAAAGUGAAAAUUGCUCCUACAGUCACGAAGAAAACUCGCUAAGCAAACUUUUCCAGUAUUUGAACAAAGCAGUACAUAGUGUAGACGUUUGUGUGUUUGUUUUGACAUGUACUGACCUGGCUGACUUGCUGAUUCAAGCUGCAGAGAGGGGAGUUCGUGUGAGAGUCAUCACGGACAGUGAGCAGGUAGACAUCCCGGGCUCGCAGAUCUGGAAACUCCGCAGCCGAGGAGUAGCAGUCAGGACUGAUGACUCCUCGUUUUUCAUGCAUCACAAGUUCGUGGUCAUAGAUAACAAGAAGCUUCUGAAUGGCUCCUUUAACUGGACACGACAAGCAAUAACAGGAAACCAGGAGAAUCUGCUGGUGACCUCUGACCCAAGGCUGGUACAUCUAUAUAAGGAACAGUUUUCUCUACUCUGGGGCAAAUAUAAAGCAAAGAAAGACCAGUGAAAUAAGUCAGGAGCAAACUGAACACAAUAUUGGUAACUUAACAAAAGGAAUGGUAUCCGACAGAUACAUUGGUUAUCUGGACUGUUCCGGAAUGAUAUCCGACAGUUACAUCGGUUAUCUGGACUGUUCCGAUAUAUGCUGAGAAAUUUUAGUAUUCUUUGUUGAGUGACUGCAGUGCUUUUAACCUGCCUUUAGAAUGCUUUGACCAUUACAUGUACUUUGGCUUAAAGGAGUUGAGUACAUUUUGUAACUGGGGGUUAUUGUAACCAUGUAGUCUUACUAUGGCAUCACAUUGACCUCUGGUAACAUAAUGGAUUAAUUAGCCUCCCCCCUCUCUAGGCCUUGUGCUUUAGCUUUUGUGAUUCAGACUGGAUUUAUUUUAGAAUGCACAUUGAAGGCAAGAAAGAGGUGAGGUGGUAAUUAAAGGUUAUCAAAGGACACUCAAAACUUUUUUUCAACACUUUUUAUUCUUUUCAAAUGUGUUUUAUUAUGAUGACAUCAAAUUCUGUUAGCAAUAGUUAAUCAUUUUUAAAGUUAUGCUGUUGGAGAUUUUGUUUUGAAGAAAAUCAUUCACCGAGGGCCACUGCUGCAACAUGAAUGUAUGCUGCUGAACAACCGAUUCGUGAAAAAGAAACAGGUCAUCAAUGUAAUAUACUGUCCAAGCAAAAAGCAAAUGAUGUUUUAGUUUGAAAAGUAAAUGUUAGUCUUGUUUGGAAACAGUAGUCCAUCUACUCUAGGACCAAAGUGCCUUACAAUAAGUAAUGGUGACAAGGCUAUGGAAAAUCAAAUUGUUAAUUUUUAUAUUUUGAGUUUUUACUGCUUGAAUAAAUAUUGUUGCUCUCAA
Ostrea edulis (European flat oyster) is the source of this 1502-nucleotide messenger RNA. RefSeq lists its product as uncharacterized. The coding region runs from base 35 to 658 and encodes 207 amino acids. The transcript is spliced from 2 exons. Gene Ontology annotation, molecular function: RNA endonuclease activity producing 5'-phosphomonoesters, hydrolytic mechanism. Gene Ontology annotation, biological process: piRNA processing. Gene Ontology annotation, cellular component: mitochondrion. NCBI's taxonomy places the organism in Eukaryota, Metazoa, Mollusca, Bivalvia, Ostreida, Ostreidae. The record is from RefSeq and is a predicted model, not a curated record.